AUGAAGUUAAAACUCCCCAAUCCAGGCCUGGAGGACAGGAUAUUGUCCCAUCAGCAGCUGGACAAGCUGGAGCAAGAAGAGGCUGGAGACAGACCAAAGUGGGAUAACAAGGCCCAAUACAUGCUGACAUGUGUGGGGUUCUGUGUAGGACUCGGAAAUGUUUGGCGUUUCCCGUAUCUGUGCCAGAGUCAUGGAGGAGGUGCAUUUAUGAUACCCUUUCUAAUCCUGCUAGUCCUUGAAGGAAUCCCACUUUUACAUCUUGAGUUUGCUAUUGGUCAGCGCUUAAGAAAAGGCAGUUUGGGAGUGUGGGCCUCAAUUCAUCCCUAUCUGACUGGCAUUGGUAUUGCAUCCAUGUGUGUAUCUCUGACGAUCAGCCUCUACUAUAACACAAUCAUUGCCUGGAUUAUGUGGUACUUCUUCAACUCAUUUCAAGACCCUCUGCCUUUCAGUCAAUGCCCCCUGAACGCAAACUUAACAGGCGCUGUUUCAGAGUGUGAGAGGAGCUCACCUGUGGAUUACUUCUGGUACAGGGAGACCCUGAACACAACUCCAAAUAUUGAAAAUGAUGGUGGUCUGCAGUGGUGGAUACUGCUUUGUCAUAUUUCUGCAUGGUCUGUGCUCUAUAUCUGCAUCAUUCGUGGUAUCGAGACCACGGGCAAGGCGGUGUAUGUGACUUCAACCCUUCCCUAUGUGGUGCUGACAAUAUUUCUGAUCAGAGGAUUGACCCUAAAGGGUUCUCUGAGUGGAAUAAAAUUUCUCUUUACGCCGGAUUUAGCAGAGCUGGCAAAGCCGACAACAUGGCUGGAUGCUGGUGCUCAAGUUUUUUACUCCUUCUCUCUGGCUUUUGGUGGUCUCAUUUCCUUCUCCAGCUACAACUCAGUGCAUAACAACUGUGAACAGGAUGCAGUGAUAAUCUCCAUCAUCAAUGGAGUCACAUCUGUCUUUGCUGCCACUGUCAUCUACAGCAUUAUUGGCUUCAGAGCAACAGAAAGAUAUGACAACUGUUUCUCUGGAAACAUCUUAACCUUACUGAAUGCGUUUGAUCUUACUGAGGGUGACAUCACUGACAGCAACUAUGACCAGGUCAUUGGACAUCUCAACAUAACAUUUCCUGGGGCUUUACAAGAGCUUGAUCUAAAGACGUGCAAUUUAGACACUUUUCUCAGUGAGGGAGUUGAAGGAACAGGAUUGGCUUUUAUUGUGUUCACUGAGGCUAUCACCAAGAUGCCUGUCUCGCCUGUGUGGGCCGUCCUGUUCUUCAUAAUGCUCUUCUGUCUUGGCCUGUCCUCUAUGUUUGGGAACAUUGAGGGAGUUCUGGUGCCGCUGCAAGACCUCAAAGUUUUCCCUAAAUCAUGGCCAAAAGAGGCUAUCACUGGUGUGACGUGUCUGUUCUGCUGCCUUGUGGGUUUGAUAUUUAUCCAAGGAUCUGGGAACUAUUGGCUUUCACUCUUUGACACUUAUGGGGGAUCUAUCCCUCUGCUGGUUGUUGCCUUCUGUGAGAUGUUCUCAGUGGUGUACAUAUAUGGAAUAGACAGGUUCAACGAUGAUAUUGAGUUCAUGAUUGGACACAAACCCAACUUCUUCUGGCAGGCAUCAUGGAGGGUCAUCAGCCCACUCAUUAUGCUUUUCAUCCUGGUCUUUUACUUCAUCACUAAAGUUACAGAAAAUGUUUUUUACAAAGCCUGGGACCCUGAAUCGGAGAAAUUCCCAACACUGGAUGAAAAGCUAUACCCAGCCUGGAUCAAUGUGAUCAUCUUUAUACUGGCAGGAGUACCCAGUCUUGCAGUCCCUUUAGUAGCUCUCUGGAAAUGUUUCAGGUCAAAGAAGAAGGAUGAGUUGCAUCUCUCCAACAAAACUGAAAUGAACGAUGACAUCACCAAAUCCAAAGUCUAGAGCUGGAGUGUCUAAGUUUUUUCCUCUUCUUAUUAAAAACAUUUCAAUAAUUGCUUUUAUGAUUUCAGGCAGGCAGCAUAACUUUUCCUGAGCGCAGCUCUGUGUUUCGCUUCAAUUUAUUUCAGCAGUGAAUUAGACAACAAUAUGUGAAGAGCUAUAAAACUAGAGUUAGUUAAAUAAUUGUUUGUUUGUGCUUGAGGGACAGUCUGUUUCCUGUUUAUUCCCCUUUGAUCUGCCUUCUAUAAAGCAUAUUGGAUUAUUCCUAAGUAAUAUUUAUAUCCCUUCUCUUUUUCUCAACUGGAAUAAAAAAUCCCUUACAAUGUGCUCUGCAACAGAUUUUCUCUUUCCUCUUUACAAACAUAUUUCCACCCAAAAUAGCAUUGUGUGUGUGAUUUUUGCAGAGAAAUGAAAACUAGACGAAGUAAGCAAAGGCUCUUGAUUCCCUACCAGUAGAUUUCUGUCACAGGGCCCUGCCAUUAUAAGUAAUUCAGCAGAGUUAAUUGUAAUUUGACAGCUUUAGUCUCACAUGUGAUUAAUGAAUUAGAUUUGGAGGAAGCUGUCUCUGAUCCUAAUGACACUAAUCCAAUCUGUCCAGCUGGGGUCAGUAUUGUGCUGUGUUUACAGUGUGCUGUGUUCAGGAAGGUAAUCUAAUAUUGAUUAUAGCAGCAGCAUAUUUUCAUAUUUUCAUUCCUUACUUUCUGCAUUUAUUACUUGUACUGUAAUCAGUGUUUUUCAUCCAUAUUUAAGCGUAGACGGAUGGAUGAUAUUCUGUAUUAAUAUGAUAUUUGGUAAAAACUCUGUAUAGGACAUCUUAAUCAGGGUUUUCAGCCUUACCAUGCAUACAUUGUCUAUUCCUG
Messenger RNA from Notolabrus celidotus (New Zealand spotty), 2750 nucleotides. RefSeq names its product solute carrier family 6 member 19b (gene slc6a19b). Gene Ontology annotation, cellular component: plasma membrane. The transcript has 12 exons. Gene Ontology annotation, biological process: sodium ion transmembrane transport. The record is from RefSeq and is a predicted model, not a curated record. Bases 1 to 1893 code for a protein of 630 amino acids. Lineage: Eukaryota; Metazoa; Chordata; Actinopteri; Labriformes; Labridae.